Alosa sapidissima (American shad) is the source of this 2241-nucleotide messenger RNA. RefSeq lists its product as uncharacterized. The record is from RefSeq and is a predicted model, not a curated record. Gene Ontology annotation, biological process: regulation of transcription by RNA polymerase II. The transcript has 4 exons. Bases 505 to 2178 code for a protein of 557 amino acids. Gene Ontology annotation, molecular function: RNA polymerase II cis-regulatory region sequence-specific DNA binding; DNA-binding transcription factor activity. Lineage: Eukaryota; Metazoa; Chordata; Actinopteri; Clupeiformes; Clupeidae.
GUGAAGUUGGACAUAAUUUUCCUGCUAAUUAAUCUAAUAUUUUACAUAGUUCUCUGAUCACAGGAAUUGCUCUAUUUUGCCACAUAGUUGUCUUUUCAGCUGCGUCUUCCAAAAACAACCACAGUGUAUUUGUCUUGGAAAUGUAAAAUCGUUUUAGCGAGUUGAAUGUUGAUUGUAUUUCGAAAACUCCUAACGUUACGUUGGCGAUCUAGCUACCGUAUGUAGCCUAUAAUUUCCUUAACGUUUCGGUGAUUUUAAUCGUUCUAAAUGGUGCCAUAACUCCAUCAUUUAAGUAAUGUUUUUCAAAUUAAACCGUAGGGCCUGCCUCAGUUGCGAUUAUGUUCCACCUGUACCCUUCCUGAAUCGAGUUUAAGAUGUGGUACCCAGUUCAGUUACCUCGCAGGUAAUAAUUAGUGCAAUCUACCACUAAAUUGUCAGCUUUUCGGUUGUGUGCAGUUGUACACUUACAACGUUGAAAGGGGUGAUUUCGUUUCGCGAGCCAGGAUGUCUGAGGCGAUAUUGACCUUUCAGUCUCAGUUAUCUGGCGUAAUGGAGACUGUUUUUAAAGCAGCGAUGUUUGAGAUAACAAGGCUUGUAGAGGACAGUUUUUUAGAAGAAGUGUCCCGAAGCAGAGAACAGGUGGAGUCCCUUAAGAAGCGUCUACAAUUGUCUGAGAGUAGACGUAAAGAACGCGAGAACGUACGCCGGAUGAGGUGUGUAAACUGCGGGAAGACUGGAUCUACCGAGAACCCUGUAGAAAGGAACUUGGAAACACAGACUAAUAGAGGUGGUGGGCUGAAGCAAGAGGAGGUCCAAGAAGAUGAGUGGAACAGUUGUGGUGGCAGCACAAGAGAUGGUUCUACCGAUGCAGGGCAAGAACCAACAUCAGAGUCCAGUCGUUUGACUGUGGAUAAUGCUACAAGCAGGGUUAAGGGAUAUUCACAACCUAAAGAGGAGAGUCUACGCAAUUUGCAGGAGCAUACUGAAAAGUGGAGUUUGUGCAUGGAAGAAGAAGAGAUUUUGCAUUCAUCCGACAGUAAAUGUGGCCGCGAAGAGCAUCUCCAACAGUGCCAGGAGGAAUGGGACACUGAACUAGAGAUCCAGUCCCAAGACCCUGGCCCAGAUCGGGAAGCAGAGGACCUGCAAGGGUUGCCAUACAGAUCCCGAUACAGUAUGGAUGAGCUUGGCAGCUUUGACACAUCUUAUAGCAGCCAGGUCCUGGACAUGGGUGACCUUGAUGGAUUGGCGAAUUCUCCCACGAGAGAGGAUGGUGCUCUUAGCUACAGCACAGCUCAGGCCCAUCUCCCUGCUGACUUGGGUGUAAUGGAAGAGGGUACUCGGCGCACACAUGCAUCUGGCACACUUAGGGGGAGGAGAGGCACUGUCAGGGGGACUCACAGACAACCCCCUGCCAAUCCUUCAUGUGGAAACACUGGCUCAGCUGACCUCAACUGUUUCCUGAUCAAUGAGGAUGGGUACCUGGAGGACCCCAGUGCUAUAUACCAAAACAAUGGGGAAGCAGAACAGCGGGAGCAUGGAGUACUCCCCAGUGGUUCAUCACUGGACAAUCCUGAACAAAUGUACGCAGGAGACCCCUUCAGUCACACACCCCUGACAUCAACCCAUGGCCUGGUUCAACGCAGUGGUAGGGAAGAGCGACUACACACUUGCAGUCAGUGUCUGAUUAAUUUUCCUGAUGCCAGGUCCCUCAAGGCACACAUGCAGUCCCACCGUACUGGGUCUUCUGGUCGUUACUCCUGUAAUCAGUGUGGGAAGUCCUUCACACAAGCUUGCAACCUUAAAGUCCAUCAGCGUAUCCAUCAGGGAGAAGGCCUUCAUCUGUGUAGCCACUGUGGCAAAGGCUUCUCCUCCUUCAGCGACCUCCAGAAACACCACUGCAGCCAUGCAGUUGACAAGCCAUAUUGUUGCUCGCUCUGCGGCAACAAGUUCAGCCGUCUGUGGAACCUGAAGCUGCACCGGCGUAUCCACACCCAGGAGAAGCCACACUGCUGCACACUGUGUGACAAAAGUUUCACCCGAGCAGACAUAUUAAAGGUCCAUUACCGGACGCACACAGGAGAGAGGCCGUAUUGUUGCACAGUGUGCGGCCUCAGCUUCAAACGCUUGGACCAUCUAAAGUCACAUCAGCGCAAACACAGACCUGACCUCAGGAACUAAGAUUUAAAACAAGAACUGGUGUUUGGAAUAAGUAAGUAGAGCGUAUAUAUGAUGGGACCAGAU